AUGUCGGCCUCAAGAUUCUGCCCUCCAAGAAAAUCUCGCCAUGACUGGAUUGGACCCCCAGAUAAACAUUCCAACCUCCGCCCCGUUCACUUCUACAUCCCUGAACACGAAUCAUCAUUGGAACGAAAGCUCAGGGAGCUGAGACAAGAAACGCAAGCAUGGAACCAGCAGUUCUGGGCGAACCAGAACUUGACUUUCAGUAAGGUGAAUGAGAAGGAGGACUUCAUCCACUCCAGACUGCAAGCCCGAGGCCUGGGCCUGGGUACCGAAUCAGGUUCAAAAGCAGCACUGAGUGCAGAAGAUAUGGCUGACUUUUACAAGGAAUUUUUAAGCAAAAACUUUCAGAAGCACAUGUGUUACAACAGAGACUGGUACAGGCGUAAUUUUGCCAUCACCUUCACCAUGGGCAGGGUGGCCCUGGAGAGGAUUUGGAACAAGCUGAGACAGAAGCUGAAGCAGAUGAGCCAUUAGCCCACCCUGGCCCUGAUGUGACCCUGCAGAUGACCAGGUCACCUA
Octodon degus (degu) is the source of this 516-nucleotide messenger RNA. It is a transcript of the gene Apopt1, whose product is annotated as apoptogenic 1, mitochondrial. The transcript is spliced from 5 exons. The coding region runs from base 1 to 471 and encodes 156 amino acids. NCBI's taxonomy places the organism in Eukaryota, Metazoa, Chordata, Mammalia, Rodentia, Octodontidae. Gene Ontology annotation, cellular component: mitochondrion. The record is from RefSeq and is a predicted model, not a curated record. Gene Ontology annotation, biological process: intrinsic apoptotic signaling pathway.